Molecule: messenger RNA, 4024 nt
Organism: Aquila chrysaetos chrysaetos
Lineage: Eukaryota; Metazoa; Chordata; Aves; Accipitriformes; Accipitridae
Gene: BEND7
Product: BEN domain containing 7
Exons: 7
Coding region: 172-1419 (415 amino acids)
Molecular function (GO): DNA binding
Source: RefSeq, a predicted model, not a curated record
GCAGGGCGGGGGGGUGGGGGGGGAAGAACGGAGCCAACUUGUCCCGGAUCCCUUUAUUCGCCGCCGUCUCCCAACCCCCGCGUGUUUUGCUGAUUAAAGAGACGGACCUUGGUCCUGCCACCGCCACCGCCGGGUGGCCGCCCGGCCGCCCCGCUCCUUCCUGCCCGCACCAUGGAGUUCACCCAGAGGAAGAGAAGCAGGAAAUCCCAAAGCUUUAAACUGAUCAACGAAGGAGAUGAAAGCCGGGAAAUUAAAAAACAAGUUACAGGGAUGAGAAGAUUACUGAAUGACAGCACUGGAAGAAUCUAUCAACGAGUUGGCAAAGAAGGAGAAAAACUGAAGGAGGAGCCCCAAGAUUUAGACUUAGCCUGGGCCCAGCGCCUGAAUCCCCCUGCAGAGUCCCAGGCGAGCCUUCAUCCUUCACAGAGCGGUGCAUGGAAUGAAUUAUCACCCCAAGCUAGCCAUUUUUCAGGGCAAUACGGAACUCGAUCGAAAACGUUCCAAAAUCAAACGCGAACCGUGACAUCCAAUGGAGAAAUCCCAAUGGUGAAUUCAUCAAUUGGACCAAACUGCUGUACGUGUAAUUGCCAGUCAACCCUACAGGCUAUUCUUCAAGAGCUCAAGACCAUGCGAAAAUUGAUGCAGAUUCAAGCAGUUGGGACUCAAAACAGACAGCAGCCUCCUGUUCCUCUGAUUUGUGCGCAAAAGUCAACAAUAUCAAGAAAGAGAAAUAAAAAGAAAAAACUGCCCCUCAAAACUGUUGAACCAAUUACCAUGAAUAAGAAACCCAACUCCACAGAGAAUGAAAAGAAGCUAUCAGCAAACUCGGAACGAUCGAGUCUGCAAGCAGUUGAACCCUCCCUAAAACCAGAAACCCCUGUUUCAGGAUUUGGAAUUAUCCUUGAAUCGGCUUCAUCAGAUCCAGAAGUGCAACUUGCAGAAGGCUUUGACGUCUUCAUGCCGAAAUCUCAGCUGGACUCUAUAUUAUCAAACUAUACUCGCUCAGGAAGUCUGCUUUUUAGGAAGCUGGUCUGUGCAUUUUUUGAUGACAAGACUUUGGCUAACUCUUUACCAAAUGGCAAAAGGAAAAGAGGGCUCAAUGACAACCGGAAAGGACUAGACCAAAAUAUUGUGGGUGCAAUAAAAGUCUUUACAGAAAAAUACUGCACUGCUAACCAUGUGGAUAAACUUCCUGGUCCUAGGGACUGGGUCCAGAUUCUUCAGGAUCAAAUUAAACUUGCAAGACGACGAUUAAAAAGAGGCUCAGCCCUGAGCAUACAGGUACUUCUGUCCGAGGAGCAGACCAGCAGGUGGACACUUGACAGACAAACAUGUAUAUCAGAAGCUCAACAAUUUUUGGAAGGGGGGGAGGAAUUUCUAAGGAAACGACUACCAGGAUUGUUUUGCAAAAGCUACUGAGCUCUGUCUAAGCAAAGGACAGAAAAGAGGCUCCAAAUUCCCACAGUAGGAUCUAUUCCUGCUUGCCCUAUCUUGCAAGCUGGCACAAGACAAAGUUUGGCUGGCAGUCUCUGGGUGCGGUUGUCAAAGGCAAACCUUCUUUCCUGCUUGGAAUGACAUGUGAGAAGCUGGUGGUUUACAUCCAUGUUAGGAGGUCGAGGUGUUUGUCAUGCCUUUGCGUCAUACUUCACCUGGAGCUGCGGUUACGCAUCCAGUUUCAUAAAACAAAUUCAGGCAGCUUCGGAGAAGAGUGAGUAGGCUCUCCGGGCAUCUGCCAUGCUCUCGCUCCCUUUCUGAUGCUGGCGCAAGCAUUCAUGUGGCGAUGUUGUCAGUUUUUAACUAGACCUGAUCUUGGUGACCGUAUAAAUUUUUGUGCUGGCAUGAGGAAUGGGACUGAAACAAUUGGUGGAGAGCCUGGACCUCAUCUGUCAGUCUUGCCCCAGAUUAAAAUGGCCAGGUAACUUUGUUACCAGCAAAGCUGGGUCUGCAAAGUUGGAGGCUCAAGUCCUUAUCUUCUGAAAGUGAGGUAAUUCCUAGCCUCCAUUUGUUUCUUUCUGUAUUACUCCCUUCCUCCGAGUUCAGUUUUAACCAGGUGUAAGAAGAGCAGCUGGGCAGAAAGGUAACUGCAUCUCUAGAGCUACUUCAAGAGUUGCUGCUAAGAUUUCCAGAAAACCUAUCACUUGCGUGGACAGCCUUGUUGGCACCAACCCUGGUAUUGAUGGAGGGAAGACUUUCCAGCCCAUUGUGCCAGCACUCAGAUCUGUUUUCCCCCAUUUUCAUAGCCUGGGUCCGUUCAACCCAAGGGGCGAGUUACAGCUUUGUCUCUUGUAUGCUGAGUAGCUGUGCCGCAGAAUCACUUGGUGCAUGUAGUUCUUCAUAACAUAGCUAGAAGUUGGCCUCAGACUGUCACUCCAGAUUUUUUUAAGCUGUGCAUAUCCUGUUGGCUGUUUCUCAGCUGCUCGUUUCACCGUGCUGUCUCCUCCCUGGCACAUCCAGUCCUUCCAUCGCUGGGAGUCCUGUCCAGAUUCAAACCAGGCUAGGUGACCUCUUCCCAUUUAUUGAACUACCCGUUCCUUCCAAAAUUCAAGAUUUUCACAGUAAGCUGUACCAAGCACUUAAUUUGUUUCUGCCCUGUGUGCCACCUUCUCACAGAAAGCGGAAAAAGGUAUUGAUUCAAGGCAUGGAGUCACUUGCAGGUCUGUGUCGUGUACUUGUCAGGGCUCUUCAUUUAAACCUUCUGUGGGAGGAAAGCUGCUUAGUAGUAGGGUUUUUAGUUUGUUUCUGUUUUCUUUAGUUCAAUUAAUUUUGCAGAACUGAGUAGAGAACAUAUAGCUAAAAACUAAACUGACAUCCAUGCAUGUGGGAGAGAGAGCAGCCUCUUGGUCCACGGAUGGGUAGCCAAGGGUUGAUGGAUCUAUGUUAGGAAACCAACGUAGAUCAGGAGCCGGAUUAGUUCUUCUUACAAUGUCAUCAUAAAGGCAACAACUCAACAUCCUUGUGUGUAGAGCCAUGAUAAAGAUGACCAGGCCAGUUAGCUUAGUUUCAAGUGGGAGCUGAAGCAAGUUGCUCAGUGCAUCUGUAGCCUCGGUCAGAUUCGACCCCUGUGGGUAUUGUGCAGUGCAUGGAUGUGAGUAGAUGUAUGUCCACCACUCUGACCGCCAAUGUAAUGGGCUAGUCCUUUAUGACCACACCUAGUUUGCUGAAGUGCUCUUAAAGAUCUUCUUUUAAAGGCCUUAAAUAUCAUGCUGAAGUGCCAAAAGGCAAAGGUAAUAGGAUUUUGAAUAGGGCCUGUGUAGGUUAGGCACCGAUUUCCUCUUACACGCCUAUAACUUACUCGGGGUUCACGUGCACACUCCAGGGUACUACGGUCUAACAAGUCACUGCACAUCUGCUGAGCCAAAUUAGCUAUCUUUAUGCAUACCCUUGGCCUGUGGCAAAUAAGAGAUGAACAAAUUAGGCUUUUAGCCUUCCUUCACCGUGGGCUAAAUUAAGUCAAAUGAUCUUGCAUAAGCUGUGGGUUGAAAGCACGUGUGUAUACAUACACUGUAAUUGCCUGUGUACCUGCGUGGUUACAUGCUUUUUUAAUUACGCUGGGUGCCCACCUGCAUCUUGGAAGACAUUUUGCCCUACUAAAUCUGCCCCCCGCCAAAUGAGUUUGCCUGUGGUCCCGGGAAGUUUGGGUGCAGAAGUGGGGGUAUUCACCCUUUCCCCGUAGGCGUCAGAUGAUGGCAGCAGCUGCUGGAGGGUGGAGUACCAGCCUGAGAGGCUCUUCCUCCAAGGACCGCUGGGGACUUUUCUUACAUGAUUUUAUCAAAUAAUCACAACUCCUUUUAUCAUCCGGAUAUCCUGAAACCUUAAAAAGAGCAAGUGUUACUCCAUCCCAUUGCUGGCACAACUGCUUUUUAAUACCCAACACGCUCUUCUAAGUUUGCAUUUUUAUUAUAUGACCUUUCCCUCCAAGCAGUGAGUUUUUAACUGAGCAAUAGCAAAUUGCAGCUGAGGAAAGUAGAUAGAAAAUGCAAAAUCACUCUACAGUAUGUAGCUUUUUAAUCGCAUUCCCAUAUUC